CUUUUUAUUAGGUGAAGCUCCUGGACGUCAUUAUGUAAUUUGCGAACUAGUCAAUUCUCCAGCCGACGGUACCAGUCUCGUUACACUAUCAAUUUCAAUCGAGUGUAUUACCGCGCAACCGGCAUACGCUGCGGGUUGCCGAGGACGAAUGUAUCGGCGCAAAGCAAAUCCACUCGCACUGCAUCACUGAUAAGUAAAGAAAACUUCCUUGUGAGGAAGUUUUACUUUGGUUUAUCGACAAUUCAGAGCUGCGGCAGAACGGAGUGUAUUUUACAUGCACACCCAGCAGUGCACGUUAACUUGAGAGGAUAUAGGCUGCAAACCGUACCUCCACUUUCUCUGCAAGUUGCAAGCGUCGACUCUCUCAGGCCGCAAUCUAUCUGAUCAGUGACAGCCCAAGUGGGGAAAUUUUUUGACCAGGCAUGGCAACGGCUGAAUGUUCGACUCUCACUGCCCCAUCAGUGUCUGCGGAUCCCGUUGUGGAGAUGGAGACGGGCAGUUCAAAGGUCGUGGUAGAGGAAACCACGGUCAUUGAGGAAGAGGAGGAAGAAGAUAAGCCCCGCAUCACGAGGCCUCGAGGCAGCUCCCGCGUCCACUUCCCGGAGGACGUCCACGACCCAGAGAUCCAUGUCUCGCGGGAGGCUGACGCCAUGAUUGACGUCAACCUGGGCUUCCUGCAGUGCAGCCACCGCUACCGGGUGUGCUUCACGGUGGGCGACUCCAUCAAGGGAGACGUGGACAUACCGCUGCAGGACAAAAGCACCGGGGUAGUGGCAGCCGAAGCCUUCCCGACACAGAACGGUGAGGGCCAUGAUAUCACUAUUCAACUUGUCAACCACAGAGACGGUGUCGUAUCGGAACAGUUUGAGCUGGUCAGCCGAACAGAACCCAGCAACGUUGUCAAAGUUAUACUCCACUGUCGGUUCAUAAAUCCAGGUAAGGACCAGGGCACUCCGCAAGUCAAAGAGGGCAUCCAGACGAUGUGCAUUGAGCCGGAUCCGUCGGCAGAGGAAUCAGAAGGCAGCGAUUGGACACCGUAUGAAUGAUGUCACCGACCCCCCCCCUAACUAAACGUGACCUUUGCUGCCUCUUUCAAGAACCUUUUUUUACAGUUAAAAAAGAAAGAAAGAAUUCAUAAGGCAUCUGUUUGCUCUUCAGUUGCAUGUUGGUAUUCUGUAAGGCAAAGGACUGACUGUUGGCACUGUGAAGUAGUAGAUUUGAUCUGAUUUUGUCGGAACGUAGUUAAAAAAUGCAUAGACCUAAGGAGUAAUUUGGUAUGAAAAUUGUUUAUGGAGACUUUCAGUCAAGUAGUUGCUAUAGAUACUAGUGGCCAUUUUAUUUUAGAACUGUUAGGAUGCACAUUCACAGAGGUCAGAUGAGUUUGAUUCAUUCAAGAGUGUUCCACAAGAGAUUUUGGAAUUGGCACUCCCAACGCCGUGACCAGUUCUCAGCUUGUUGGCUGACAAUUGCAAACCUCAGAAGGACCCAAAUCCAUCAAAAAGAGACUGUUUCCCUCCAGGUAAAGAUAAAGAAGUCUUAAUUGUUAAAGACUUGGAAUAGUUUCUCUUCUCCAUUGUUUUUCACAAUGCAUGUAGCAUGCUGGACAAAAUUGAUGUCGACCAAGGUGGCAUGGAGUGGUUCCUCCCGCAGCUCUGGCAUUUAGUUGUUCUCCUGUGGUGUUUUUUUGUGUGUGGUAAAGUCCUUGGAAAGCCAACAUUAUUUCAGAUGGCACAAAACAUCAAUCCCAUUUAAUAUUUUCAGCUCGAUGACUAAAGGUGUAAACAAGAGCAGGUUGCCAUAUUCAUUUAGAUUUUUUUAGGAAUUUUUAGAACUUUGAGGAAAACUGAAAUUGAAUUUGCAGACAUAUCGAUUGAAAACUCAAAAAAUAAAUUAAGUUUGUAUUCUUUUUUUUAUUUAGCUGAUCGAUCUCUUGAAAAGCAUUAAUGCCGCACCAUUCGGUCUGACCUUGUGUCAGGUUACACCAGUGAAGAGUGAGUUUGUAUGGUUUGCGGAAGCCAAUUUUCUUCUAUUUCCCCUUGCCUCUCCUGCAAGUGGGACCGAGUGUUUGCAGUAAGGGUAACUUGAGACAUCUUCACUGCACCCAGAGAGAAGGAACAGGUGAAAUGGAAGACAGCAUUGAAUACAUUAUAAGAAUGAAGCAGACAAUUAGAGUCAUAGUCAAUUUUAUUAAUUUAUUAAUUUAUUUUUUUACAUUUGUGUCUUUACUCUUGACAGGUUGUAAUUAUACAACAAACAUACAAUGAGACACAAACUCAAUUUCAAAUCAUCCACAGCGAGUUGUAGUUCUCGAGGUUUUUAAUGUUUCUCACUCAUGAUAUCCCUGAAGAAAGUUGGAAUCUUCCAAGACUUCAGCAGACUUCUCUGCUGCCGUAAGUUUUUUUUUGGGGGGGGUGGUUACAGUCACCUAGAGCUGUUUGAAUUUCUGUAAUUACCCAUGCUGGAGGUAAUGAUUUGAGCACAGCAGAUCAGUCUUUUCCCCGUCUUUCUUCCGCUCUGUGUUGCAUGUUCUAUGCGUAGAUUUUUUUUAUUUCCCGUUCAAGCCUGCAUAUGGCACCUGCAGCGGUCCGCCUGCUGACAGUUGUGAGAAUGUUAAAAUGUCAUUGUACAUGUACAUGUAUGAGUCGACAUGAGCCAGGAGUCACCAGACAGAGUCCCCAUUGAAUUGCAGGCCCUUGAUCAAAUUUUGCACCGUGGAAAUCAAUUGGAACCAUCAACAUCUCCGCCCACGCUGCUGUCAAUACUCAUCGGGAUGUCGAAUCGUGUGGCAGAAAUGGCCGUCUCUAGUGCAUGCAAAAACCCGAGAGUAAGAAAAGCCAAGAUUUCCUUAUUUCUUAUUUCAUCGGGCUUGGUGGCAUGUAGCCAAAUGUUUAUUAAAAUGAGAGCUUUUCGGCAUCUCAUGCAGUGAUUUUUGGAUCUCAAAGAAAAUUCCUGAAGAUGCUCUGGGGGUAGCAAGUUGAAUAAGUUGAAAUUGAAUUUUUCAUGACGUGUUAGUCUACAUGGAAUUUUUUGUUUUUUUUUAACGAUGUAUGUGUGUGGUACAUGUACGGUAUCUUGAAUUUUCAUGAGUGAAAGGUACUUCAUUUUAAAGUGCUUUUCUCCCGUACUAAGCAAGGACGCUGUGCAGAUUAUCGAGACUGGUCCAUUGUGCCCUUCUUGGAGACAGGUGUCUCUUCAGUGAACUGAGUCGAGCGAGAAAAAAUUUAUACGUUAGUUGUUUCCACUGCAUACCAUCAUUAAGGUCUGAAGAGGUAUCCAUUUACUUGUAUAGUGCUUCACAGAGGGUCUGCACAGAGACCAGCUGCAGGGCAACACGGUUGUCGGCUGUCGUCACAAUGAGCCAUUAUUUUGCUUUAGUUGUAGAGUAAUUGACCAGAGAAAGAAAACUAAUUUGUCUAUCGUAUUGUAUGAACCGGUGUCUUCAGUGUUUGUAGAAACUUUGUGCCAACUGUGUGGGCCAGAACAAAAGAUAUUUUGUUCGAAUUCUAUUGUAAAUUUAGGCUCUAAUGUAAUAUUUCUAUUGUACAGAGAAAGCAUAGAGAUAUGUAUUAUGUAGUGACUAUUUUCUGGAUGUCAGAAUGCUUCAGUUGAAAGAUAUACUUUGGGACUGUACAGAAAGGCAAGAGGUUGCUUUUUUGAAAGUUACGCUUGUUACAAGCUGUGAGGUCGACCAGAAUUUACUGCCACUGAAUUGCUCUAGCUUAGAAACGGGAAAUAAUGAACUCGGUGUUAAUGCAUUUUUUAGGAAGUUCAAGGAACUUAUCAAUGCAUUUCUUCGUUCACAUGCGUAAAUUAUAAUAUGUGACAUGCUGGAGUGGCUUGUUGCCAAAUUAAAUAAAUGUGAUAACUAGUGACCACGAGCUUUUUAUUCCUUGCCCGAAAGAGACUGGUUCCACAACUUGAUGUGGGCAGUAUGGAUCCCAACAUACAUGUGCUUUGAUAGCUUCACGAAAAUGCAUUGUUAACCAAUUAGUUGGAAGUGCAUUUGGUGAAUGGUGUCUUGCAAUUGGUUACACUUUGAUGGAUAGGGUAUCACUGGGCUGUGCACCAACAUCAACAUUCAUCAGACCUUGCCCAGACUUGUUUACUUCACAACGGUCAAAAUUUGAUCCAAGACACAGCCUGGUCAGCCAAAACAAGGGGAAAACAUGCCACACUCCUUCUCAUUAUACCGUACAUGAUUUCUGUCUCAGCACUCUGUAGACAUGUGUUGCACCAUGCAUGGCAUUUUUCCUCAAUCAAAGGCCAUGUUUGCCUCAUUCUCGGCCUCUACUCCUCCCAAUGGGGGGAUUGACAGAAUUAGCAAAUAGAAACUGAGCUGGGCCGGGCUUGAAGUGAUCCAAGAACAGUUUAUUUAGAAGAGCUACGGGAAACUGCCAAACUUGCUGGAUUAGCGGAUCUCCCAAUCAAGUUUACUUUUGCCUGUGAAAUGUCAAAUGGCUUGCACUGCCUUAUUUUGCCUGUUCACAUCUAAAACUAAAUGUGUGCGUUUUCUAAUCUGCUGAUGAAUUGUCAAGGCAUAGAAGUCCGUGUUUAGUGCAAAGAAGCCCUGGUUUGUGGAAAUCCGAGCAUUUUCCAUGGUGAUGGACAAAAUAAAGAUUGUCUACAUUCAUGUGUUGCUAGCAAAAUACAUAAGUCCUGUGUUUUUAGUUUGACUUGCUUUGCAGUGGAAACUACCUUGCAAUCAACUGUAGAGGGCGCAUGUCAAACUCGGCGUUCCUGUUUAAUAUUUUAGGUGGCCACUUAAUUCAACACAUCACUGGCGUUUUGGUUUAUUGCAUGUUGUCCUUUACCAACUUACACAAAAGAAAUGUGUCCAGGUUUUUAUGCCUCUGAAAUAACUUUUGAGAUGUCUGAUCUAUGUGUGAGAUUAUAUAAUUCUUGUAUAGCUAUAAUAAACAAUAUUUAUAGUUUUUAUGAAACUUUCAUUUGGCUUUGUGGACCUUGGAUCAAAUACUUAAGUUUGGAAGCAGUUAACAGUUUUUGAAACUUUUCAGUACCUGUUUGAUUUUAUUGUUAUGAAAGGGAUUGUAUUUUGUGUGAAUUGAUGGAAUUAUGAAUUUGGAGGAUAUUUUUCAAAUCCAUUUGGAGGAUUUAGAAGUAUUAUGCUCAUCUUUUGCUGGGUUUGAAUCAAAUAUUUGUGUGAUAUGGACUUGAAAAAUGAAGAAAUAAUGAAUUCUCUGCAGAAUUUGUCAUUUGAAAGCAACAACUUGAGGUACUCGUAUAUUUCAACAGAAAUUGAGACAUUCAUUGAGAUUUUCACUGCAAUAUGCAUAGUUUUCUUUUGGUGUAGUGACUCCACUGGCAGAUGCAUCCUAGGCUGUGUAGAUUCUCAUUACAACUCUUUAGAAUUUUGUACCUUGUAUUUCUGGUGUGUGAGACUCUUUUUGAGGGCUAAAGUUGGCUCACAUUGAGACCCAAUAGAGGGUUUGCUUGGCUGCCAUCUUGCAGGCUAGUGCUUCUGUUCCACAGGGUAUGCACAAAGGAGGUUUCCCUGUGGAACAAAAGAAGUGCCCUGCAAGACAGCUACCAUGCAAAGCUUCUGUUGCCACUGUUAAGCUGGUGCUGUUUGCCAUUCUGGUUGGGCAAAAUGUAACCAGAUGAGACGGUAAUUAGGUGUCAGUCACUGAAGCUGAUUUGUGUUAUCAUCCAGCAAUUUAAAUAGCACAAAGCACCACCACGUUGAUGUUUUUAAGGAUGGUUUAGUUGUCAUAGAUGGCCAUCGCUGGUCAAUGGAGGUAACAAUUUCUUUUCUUAUCAUGUACACAUCUCAACUUGCAAAGUGUCUCCCAAAUUUGGUGUGCUUGACCACAAACGGAAGAAUGUUUUUUCUCUAAGUGUUUAAAAACACCAUGCAGUACAAACGUGUAUGUGUGAAAAGAGCUGAAUGGUGUGUCCCCAUUCAUGAAGGAAAGUUCUCUUCAUUUGCAACUGUUUUCAUUUGCAACUUUACCAAUAUAUUCACAAUUAAUGUUUCAUCAUGGUUCGAUGAAUUACAAAGUUCUGAGCACAGUGAUGAGAGUUGAUCACUUUUUGAUAUUUACAUUUGAUUAAAACUCAAGACCUCAUAGAAAUGUAAACCAAGGAACCAGUCAAAUAUUUUUCUAAAAACAAUUCCCCACAGAUACAGGUGUAAUGGCAUCUGAAAAGCACGGAAUUCUCACAGAUUUUUUACAAGGAGACUGUAUUUUUUGUCAGGUUUGCUGCAAGCACAUGUACAUGUAAUUCCAAUGAAAUUUGAGACAGUUGGAGUUUUUAAGGGUAAAAUGAAAGUAUUUACAAAUGAUAAUUCACGAGUCAACAAUCAUACAUUCAUCAUUUAUCAUUUGUGGUACAAACAUGCCCAGUCUUCAUAAAUGGGGUGACCACAUGCUGGGUGGAAUGGUUAAAAUACGCAUAUCGAUUACUAGCUCUGUAUUGUAUUUUUUGGUUUGUGGUCUUGGUGUGAGGCUGUCUGAAGCUCUUAGGUUUGCUGUUCCUUAUCACUUCAGAGAUCCUUUGUGCACAAGCCGUAAAUGUACUGUUGUAAGGCAUAUUUGAAUUGGUUUUUUUUUUAAAUAAAAGGGUAAACAACAGCUGGCAGACUAAUCUUGAUUGCAUUACUUUUUCUUUCAUUGUCUUUUGCAUCAUUGGUGAUGAAACAGGUCUCUUUCAGAAACAUCAAACAAACCAAAACAUUGCUGUAGAAAUGUUCACACCUUGGAAGUCUGAAGAUAAUAGUCUUGUUGAAAUAAAAUUUGGUGAACUUAGUUUCACUACAGAACUGUUUAAAUAUUUGACUUUAACAAGAAUGCAGCCUUGUGUCUCCAAGGAAACUGAAAAAUCAGCAAUCGCAAUGAAAAUAUAGAAUUAUAGAAUUGAAAAGACUGAACAGCCUUACGUUUGGAAGUAAACUCCUGAAAUUUCAAAGAGCUUAAAAACUGACAAGACUAUAGCCUUGGACUUAAGUUAAAGAUUGCGGGAAAACUAAACUGCCAAGGGUGUAACACUAAAAUUGUGCUUCACUGGAAAUAUGGAAAUGAAAUUUCUGGUAAAUGUGGAAUUUGUUGGGUAAUAUGGAAAAACAACAGCAAAUGGCGCUUAAUUUUUCAGCAAGCACUAUAAUGUAUUUAGACAAGGAGGCGAGGAAAAAUAUAUUUCAAAGACUAUAGUCUUAUUGUCUUUAGUUUUAAGAGAAAACAGGAAAGCUCACAUCCAAAGAAAUAUGGGGGAAACAUAUUUACAAGAUGACAGUCUUGUCUGUAAAGAGAAAUGAAAUACUUCAAUUGCCAGAAAAUGAAAUAUUCCAAGGACAUCUGGAGAACAAAAACGUAAAAAAAAAAAUUAACAGAAUUGCCAAGAAAUUAAAAAUUUUGAUAACUCUUGAAUGUUAAUUUAGCAUAAGAAAAAAUAAAACAGCCUGAAUAUUUCUCAAAAAAAUAACAGAAAGUUGUGCGGCUCAUAUUCAGGCCUUGCCUGGCAAAAAAAUUCUGGGAAAAUGCAAUUGCCACAGAAAUAUUGAAAAUUAUAAUUUGAAAUUGCCAAAGUACAUGUAUACUAAAACUACAAUUUAAAGCACUCCCAAAACACCUUACCCAUGCAUUUUUCAAAGCCCCAAGUAAACAGAUAUGUAUCUAUCUUCAAGGCUAGAUUUAAAUCUGUCAACGCUUGACUUUCAGCGAAGGUGCACAACAUGCAGCUAGUGCACCCUUGAACCUGUCAAGAAUCAGAAAUAUUCUGGGUCAUUUUUUUUCAGAAACUGUUUUCGAAGACAGUUACUGUCAUGCUAACUCAAUAUCUGUGGUUAAACAAGUAGAAAUGAGGGCACAGUUGC
Acanthaster planci (crown-of-thorns starfish) is the source of this 7831-nucleotide messenger RNA. RefSeq names its product adipose-secreted signaling protein-like. NCBI's taxonomy places the organism in Eukaryota, Metazoa, Echinodermata, Asteroidea, Valvatida, Acanthasteridae. The record is from RefSeq and is a predicted model, not a curated record.